AUUCCCGCCAAAUCCAACCGAAGCAGAGUAACUUCAGAGAGGAUGAUUCUCCAAUGGAGCAUGAAACCUUGAAAACUUCUCGUGAUUGGAAGAACCAGACGGUAAAAUUGCUCUCUCUGGAUCUUCUUCUUCUUCUUCAUUCGGAUUUAUACAGAUCAUGACCUUCGCAGUAGUCGACCAUGCCAUUUCUCUCGCCGAAUUCGCUUGCUUCACUGGUCGAAUUGGCCUUAUCUAUUCGUUCUUCUCUUCUCGGCCGAGUCGCCCAUGCCCAGAUUCUCAAAACCCUAAAAACCCCUUUUCCAGCCUUCCUCUACAACCAUCUCGUGAACAUGUACGCCAAACUUGACCAGCUUAACUCGGCCGAACUCAUCCUCGAACUUGCCCCUUGCCGCUCCGUCGUCACUUGGACCUCUCUCAUCGCCGGCUCCGUCCAAAACGGCCGUUUUGUUUCCGCUCUGUUUCACUUCUCCGACAUGCUUAGUGACUGUGUUCGACCCAAUGACUUCACCUUCCCUUGCGUUUUCAAAGCCUCCACUGGCCUUCGCAUGGCCAUGACAGGCAAACAGGUACAUGCACUUGCGGUUAAGGAGGGAUUAAUAAAUGAUGUAUUCGUCGGGUGCAGUGCCUUCGAUAUGUACAGCAAAUUGGGCCUUCUUGAUGACGCAUACAAGCUGUUUGUUGAAAUGCCUCAUCGAAACCUCGAGACGUGGAACGCGUAUAUAUCCAAUUCAGUGCUCCAUGGGCGACCUGAAGACUCUGCCAUUGCGUUUAUUGAGUUACUACGAGCUGGUGGGAAGCCAGAUUCCAUAACGUUUUGUGCUUUUCUCAAUGCGUGUUCAGACAAACUAGGCUUGGAGCCUGGGUGUCAACUACAUGGGUUCAUUAUUCGAAGUGGGUGUGGGCAGAAUGUCUCUAUUUCAAAUGGAUUGAUUGAUUUUUAUGGGAAAUGUGGGGAGGUUGUAUGUUCUGAGGUGAUCUUUGACAGAAUGGGAGAGCGGAACAGCGUAUCUUGGUCCUCCUUGAUAGCUGCUUACGUUCAAAACAACGAGGAAGAGAAGGCUUGCUGCUUAUUCUUGCGAGCGAGGAAAGAAGAUAUCAAACCAACUGAUUUUAUGGUAUCGAGUGUGCUUUGUGCUUCUGCUGGACUUUCAGAAAUCGAGUUGGGAAGGUCAGUUCAAGCACUGGCCGUCAAGGCUUGUGUAGAGGAGAACAUCUUUGUUGGAAGUGCACUGGUUGACAUGUAUGGAAAAUGUGGAAGUAUUGACAAAGCAGAGCAAGCCUUCAAUGAGAUGCCAGAGAGAAACUUGGUGUCUUGGAAUGCAUUAUUGGGCGGAUACGCGCAUCAAGGAUAUGCAGACAAGGCUGUGGCAUUGCUCGAGGAGAUGGCAUCGGCCGAAGGCAUAGCACCGAACUACGUAAGUUUGGUCUGUGCAUUAUCAGCUUGCAGUAGAGCAGGAGAUUUGAAGACGGGGAUACAGAUUUUUGAGUCCAUGAAAGCAAGAUACGGUAUAGAACCAGGGCCGGAGCAUUAUGCUUGCUUGGUAGAUCUAUUUGGGCGUGCUGGAAUGGUGGAAUGUGCGUAUGAUUUUAUAAGGCGCAUGCCAUUUCCUCCCACAAUCUCAAUCUGGGGUGCUCUGUUGGGGGCUUGUCGAAUGCAUGGGAAGCCAGAGUUGGGAAAGUUGGCCGCUGAGAAGCUGUUUGAACUUGAUCCAAAAGACUCCGGAAACCACGUUGUGCUGUCCAAUAUGCUUGCUGCAACUAGCAGGUGGGAAGAAGUGACGGUCAUACGUAAUGAGAUGAAAGAAGUAGGGAUCAAAAAGGGAGCUGGAUUCAGCUGGAUAACAGUAAACAGCAGAAUUCGUAUAUUCCAAGCGAAAGACAAAAGCUAUGAGAAGGACUAUGAAAUUCAGGAUAUGCUGGGGAACCUGAGGAAGGAGAUGCAGGAAGCUGCUGGUAGCAUUGCAGACGCCAAUUUUGCUCUUUUUGAAGCGUAGAACUAACCAAAUUUGGCUGCCACCAUCAGAGCAAUUCCCUUGUUGUCGGACCCAUUGCGUAUCACAUGCUGCAGGUAUGAAAUCAUCUCUAGUGAUCAAUCAAGAAUCUGCAAUGAUAUUUAUUUUUCUUGUGACUUUGAAAAGUUACCAUUUUUCCCCUGUAUCUUUUCAAACUAUCUCAUUGUAAACUCUAAUUGUUAAAAUUAUAAGCUUCUAAUCCUCUCUA
Molecule: messenger RNA, 2220 nt
Organism: Cucurbita pepo subsp. pepo (vegetable marrow)
Lineage: Eukaryota; Viridiplantae; Streptophyta; Magnoliopsida; Cucurbitales; Cucurbitaceae
Gene: LOI1
Product: Pentatricopeptide repeat (PPR) superfamily protein
Biological process (GO): RNA modification
Molecular function (GO): RNA binding; protein binding
Source: RefSeq, a predicted model, not a curated record